UCUUAAAGGGGUCGCGCGCUUAAAACGUCUUUUUCAGUGAGAGAACGAUGUGAGAAGAAGCAUCAAGACUCUGUUGAGUUCAUUUGAUUUUAUUUAAUUCUAUCGAAAAAAGUGUACUCCGUUCAACCCGUCUGGCGUUUUAAUACGGAACCACAUGUUAUUAACUGCCCUUCUUGGGCUUUCUUUGGUGAGACCCCAGUUCUUGUUUUUUGCAAUGUGCCAGGGGACAUUAUAAGGACAGUGUCAUCAUAGAAUAAUGUUUCCAUCAAGGGGUGUACUUAGUCUACAACAACGUUUAGGGACCUUCUGUGACAUGGGACAUGAGAGUGUGUGUUAAAGAAACAGUUGAUCUUGUAAAACCGACUGUUUUUAUUCGGCAUAUAAAGAACUGUAGUUUCUCAAACUGUUGGAAAAAAUCAAGCUCACACUCAAGCAGGAGAUAAACAGGAUGAUAAACAGUCGCUCCAGAUGUAGUCCGGUUAGAUUUGAAAUCACUGGAAUCACUGGAAAAUGUGACAAUAUGAUGAAGAUUUGCAGAUUCCAUGCUUACUGAGCAAUCCAAAAAGAAGCAGCUUGUUAACCCUUGGGGUUCAGCGUUUGACACAAUGAGAAGAAUCCACAUAAAGGGGGAUGUGCUUUGCACCCUCAUCCUGGUGGUACUUCUCUGCAUACUGUGGUAUGUCCACCAGAGUUUAAAACCAACCUGGGGGACUUUGCGUAUCGAGCACGGCUCUAGCAGCUCUCGGGCACUUCUUGGAGCACCAACAAAAGGAAUCUCGCCACCCUCUCAAACACCUUAUUUACUUCACUGUGAUCAAGAGUCUACACUCCAGGCACAAACCAAAUCUAAACAACAGAAUAAAUUUAAAAACCAAGUCAAAUCGAAGAAAAAACAAGGGAAGAAAAAAACAACAGCCAAAACUACUACUGUACCCACUCUUCCUCAGUUUGACUUUGAGGAUUACCUUCUCAAAAAGGACCAGCGGCAGUUUAAGAUGCUGAUUGACCAGCCAGAGAAAUGUAAAGGACCUGAAGGUGCACCAUAUUUGCUGAUUGCCAUAAAAUCAGUAGCAGUAGACUUUGACAAGCGUCAGGUUGUGCGACAAACCUGGGGCAAAGAAGGUGUAACCCACAAAAGGAUGAACAUCAUGACUGUAUUUCUUCUUGGAGUGCCACAGAACAUUACAGCGCUUCCCUUGUGGGACAGGUUGUUGGCAUACGAGAGCCAUAUGUUCAAGGAUAUUCUGCUCUGGGACUUCGAAGACACAUUCUUUAAUCUGACACUUAAAGAAACACACUUCCUCCAGUGGGUCAAUUCAAGCUGUUCGAACGUGCAGUUUAUUUUUAAAGGUGACUCAGACGUCUUUGUAAACAUCGAGAACGUUCUGGAAAUGCUUGACGAUAAAGCGGCUAACGAGGAUCUUUUUGUCGGCGACAUCAUCUUCCAUGCGAAACCGAUUCGCAGACGCAACAGUAAAUAUUAUGUGCCCGAAUUUAUAUACGGCCAGGGGAUUUAUCCUUCUUACGCAGGAGGCGGAGGUUUUGUCAUGUCAGGCCACACUGCCCUUAGACUGCAUUUGGCCUGCAAGGAAGUUGAGCUCUUUCCCAUAGACGAUGUCUUCCUGGGAAUGUGCCUGCUCAGGAUCGGUCUUAAGCCGAGCCGCCACGAGGGUUUCCGUACCUUCGGAAUCGUGCGUCCUUCAGCAGCACCGCACCUGCAGGUGUUUGACCCAUGUUUCUACCGAGAGCUGAUGGUUGUGCACAGCCUGAAUGUGCCGCAGAUCUGGCUUAUGUGGAAUCUCCUACAUGAUCCCAGCGUACACUGUCAUACUAAUCAAAUUCAUACAGCUGAACCCUUCCAGUGGAUAAAGAACACACCUGAACAGACUAAGACUGAGGAUUCGAGUAAAGCUGACUAUGAUAUGCAAGUGUUUUUAAAGGACUGAGAAGUUUAUGCUGUGAAAGACUGAAUAAAACUUGAAAGUAAAAGGUUUGUAAUUGACAGUUUCAGCCCAGAGCUAAUAUUUCUAAACAUCCAAUGUUUUGAAAAUGACUUAUUUUUUACCCCUGGAUACUGAUGGCACUGGGAUAAUCUAUAAAAGCAAAAGGUAGAGGACAUCAUGAAUAACAUUUUAUAAAGACAGUAAGUUACUUAUUAAAGCCGACAGGUUAAUCAUAAUGACAGGAAUGUGGAAUACUGUAGAUACUCAAACUUCACCAUCACAGUUACACUAAAUAAGCAUUGUUUUAGAGUUCACAACAUUUUAUCCUUUACCGUUAACUUUGCUGGAAUAAUCUGUUGUUUUUUUUGGAGUCUGUUGGCUAUAAUUAAAUGUUACUGAAGUCUGAGGAUGAAAAUUCUGUUAAUGCCAGAGCACUGAAGUUGAGCAAGCACU
Messenger RNA from Clarias gariepinus (North African catfish), 2396 nucleotides. RefSeq names its product UDP-GlcNAc:betaGal beta-1,3-N-acetylglucosaminyltransferase 9 (gene b3gnt9). Bases 543 to 1946 code for a protein of 467 amino acids. Gene Ontology annotation, molecular function: hexosyltransferase activity. Gene Ontology annotation, cellular component: membrane. NCBI's taxonomy places the organism in Eukaryota, Metazoa, Chordata, Actinopteri, Siluriformes, Clariidae. The record is from RefSeq and is a predicted model, not a curated record. The transcript is spliced from 3 exons.